Messenger RNA from Tetrapisispora phaffii CBS 4417, 1338 nucleotides. RefSeq names its product oxysterol-binding protein KES1 (gene KES1). Gene Ontology annotation, cellular component: intracellular membrane-bounded organelle; cytosol; membrane. Bases 1 to 1338 code for a protein of 445 amino acids. Gene Ontology annotation, biological process: piecemeal microautophagy of the nucleus; endocytosis; maintenance of cell polarity. Lineage: Eukaryota; Fungi; Ascomycota; Saccharomycetes; Saccharomycetales; Saccharomycetaceae. The transcript has a single exon. The record is from RefSeq and is a predicted model, not a curated record. Gene Ontology annotation, molecular function: oxysterol binding.
AUGUCCCAAAUCGCUAAUUCUUCUUCAUGGACAAGUUUUUUGAAGUCUAUUUCAUCAUUCAAUGGUGACAUUUCUUCAUUGACUGCUCCUCCUUUCAUUUUGUCUCCAACUUCGUUGUCUGAAUUCUCGCAAUACUGGGCUGAACAUCCUGAUUUAUUCUUGGAACCUUCAUUCAUCAACAAUGACAACUUCAAGGACUUGUUCAAGGACGUUGAUCCAGAAAUUGAAUCCCCAGAAGUCGCAAGAAUGUUAUCUGUUACAAAAUGGUUUAUUUCGACAUUGAAGUCACAAUACUGUUCAAGGAAUGAAUCAAUGGGUUCUGAGAAAAAACCAUUGAACCCAUUUCUAGGGGAGUUGUUUGUUGGUAAAUGGGAAAACAACACUAAUAAAGAAAAAUUCGGCGAAACUGUCUUAUUAAGCGAACAAGUUUCUCAUCAUCCACCAAUGACUGCAUACACAAUCUUUAACGACAAAAAUAAUGUCAGGCUACAAGGUUACAACCAAAUUAAAGCUACCUUCUCAAAGACUUUGAUGCUAGGUGUCAAACAAUUCGGCCACACCAUCUACGAACUAGGUGGUGAUAUCGAUGAACAAUAUUUAAUUACGGUCCCUCCUUUACACAUCGAAGGUAUCUUGGCUGCAUCUCCAUUCGUCGAAUUGGAAGGUAAAACGUUCAUCCAAUCUAGUACAGGUUAUUUAGCAGUGAUCGAAUUCUCAGGUAGAGGCUAUUUCUCCGGUAAGAAGAACACAUUCAAAGCGAGAAUCUACAACGAUUCUGUUUCCUAUAAAAAAAAUAAAGAAAAUGCUCUAUACACAAUAUCCGGUCAAUGGUCGGGAACCUCCACCAUAGUGAAGAAAUCUGAAACCACCUCAAGCAAAGAUGAAGCUCCUGUAUUCUAUGAUGCCAGCAGAGAUCCAAUCGACCCAUUAACCGUCAAGCCAUUAGAAAACCAACAUCCUCUAGAAAGUAGAAAGGCUUGGAGCGUAGUUGCAGAGGCUGUUAAGUCUGGUGAUUUCGAUUUGAUUGUCAAAACAAAGACAGAAUUGGAAGAUGCCCAAAGAGAAUUAAGAAAAGAAGAAGAAGCUAAUGGCAUAGAAUGGAAAAGAAGAUGGUUCCAAAGCGUCGACUAUGCCGAAGGUGCCGAUGAAGAUAAAGCCAUCAUCCCAGAUGAUGACGAUAUUUUUGCAAAAUUGGCUGAAAAAAUACAACUAUCAACUAAGAACGUUCCAAGUGGUACAAUGGUCGGUGACAAAGAAGACAAGAAAGAAGGUCUUUCCUCACAACAUUGGAGAUUCAACAGAAAUGCUUGGGAUAACGAAAAAGAAAUUGCUUUAUAA